Messenger RNA from Cygnus olor (mute swan), 1780 nucleotides. RefSeq names its product interleukin-11 receptor subunit alpha-like. Lineage: Eukaryota; Metazoa; Chordata; Aves; Anseriformes; Anatidae. Gene Ontology annotation, biological process: cytokine-mediated signaling pathway. Gene Ontology annotation, cellular component: external side of plasma membrane; membrane. The transcript is spliced from 12 exons. Gene Ontology annotation, molecular function: cytokine receptor activity; protein binding. The record is from RefSeq and is a predicted model, not a curated record.
AUGCACAGUCCCACCCGAGGCCUGGGCAGGGUGAUGGUGUUCCUCGCGGCAGCCUUGGCGUCAGCUUCCUUCGCCGUCCCUGAGGGCUGAGGAGAGGAAGGUGUGCAGUACGGCCAGGUGGGAACGGACGUGACCCUGUUGUGCACCAGUGCCCAUGCCGGCUCGCUGGUGCAAUGGAGACGACAGAGGGCCAUGGCACUGCUGGAGGGCUUGGCCAUCCGUCAGGGAGCCCUGGUGCUGCCACAUGCCAGCCUGGCCACCACGGGGACCUACAGCUGCCACAACGAGGACGGCAGCCUCCUGCACGCCGUGUCCCUGCGGCUGGGGCACCUUCCGGGGGUCCCUUUUAUGUCCUGCAGAGCGUCUGACUAUGAGAACUUCUCCUGCUCCUGGACCUCCAGCCUGGAGACCUUCCUCCCCACCAGAUACAUCACCACCUAUAGGAAGAAAUCACUGACAGGAGAAGAGAAGCGGAGGAACAAGAGUGGGCACAUGGGGCUGUGCCUGCAGGAUCCAGCCCAUGCUGGUACCUGCACUGUUCACUGGUCGGAGUUCUGGAGCUCCUACCGGCUGAACAUCACUGAGGUGAACCCACUGGGCUCCAGCUUCCGCCUCCUGGACAUCACCAUGCGGGUCAUCAUUAAGCCAGACCCUCCAGAGGGCUUGGUGGUAGAGCCAGUCCCCCUAGCCCUGCGGCAGCUCUACGUAAGCUGGAAGUACCCAGCGUCCUGGCCCAAGGAGCCCCACUUCCAGCUCUGGUUUCGGCUCCAGUACCGCCCCAUCAUCCACCGCUCCUGGUCUGUGGUGGAGAUGGUGAACCUGUCUGAGGCGAUCAUGGAUGCCUUCGUGGGGCUGGAGCACGUGGUGCAAGUGAGCGCAAAGGAUUUCCUGGACGUGGAGAACUGGAGCGAGUGGAGCGCGGAGGCACAGGCCACACUGGUCAGAGACCCAGCCACCACGGCGAGUGAAGGAACCACUACAGACACCAGCCUGGAGAGCCUGGCGGAGGAGCCCUCGCAGGCUCCCAACCCUGAGCCUAUCAACCCCAGUGAUCCCCUGGAGAAGACGGCCAUCCUGGUCUUCCUUGGGAUCUUCGCCGCCUUCGUCCUGGCUGCUGUUCUCGUCAUCACCAUCCUCAUCUGGCUCCGAGUGAGGAAACACAGCAAAGACAAGACCAAACCCCACAACUUCCUGGUUGCUGCCACCCACUUGAAGACUCUGCCGAGGACCCAAAUCCUGCCAUGAGCCCCAGCCGACCUCACUCCGUGCACCCGCUCACCACGUAUGGGCCAUGACACCACUGUUGGCCCCAAGGGCCCCACGCUGCACAGCCUAGGACAUUGCCCCCAGCACCCUCGAGGUGCGGGAUGGACCCUAAGGACAGAGGCUGUGCUUCCAGGUGCUUUGGGCUGCCCAUGCCCGCCAGGAGCUGUCUGGAGACACCUCAGACUCAGGGCGACGAGCCAUGCUGAACACAUGGGGAUGGGGCACCGAGCCAGCCCCGCACCGCUGUGUCAUGCCACCUCGAGGGGGACCAUGCACACAGGCUCCCAAGGGUGCUGGGCAUCGCUGAGCCCCCUCCACCAGCCAUCUGAAGGCAGAAGGGACCCCCCCCCCCCCCCCGUGAUCCCAAUAAAUGGGGUAGCAUUGGCGCUGCCCAGGCAAGGCCCCGUCGCACCAGGUGCUGGGCAGGAGGGGAGCGAUGCCAGCGUGGGGACUGUCCUUGCAGGAGGCGCAGGGCUGGUCCCCAGCAGCCUCUCCCCAGGAUGCCAGGGGGCUG